UGUGCGUGUGUGAUCGACAAGACUUUUGAGCCUUUAAUCAAAAGUGCUUCCGUGGCCUUUUAGCGACUCCAUGAGUUAUUGGUGCAGAAGGCAAGAUGAUGAACGAUUGCUACUAGUCUACUGCAUGCGAAUGCGCAGGAAAGUGUGCGUGAUUGUCCGCACCGCUAUCGGUAUUAGAAAUAGUUCGCAAGAAAAGCUGGACUGAUCUGGGAUGGUCAAAGCAUGUCAGUAUUGUGGGUGGGGCAUAUUGGAGGAUCUUCGAGGCAUGUUUUGAUCAGAGGUGGUUUCCGUUUUCUCUGUUUCGGCAUGGCUGAGGAAAGGAAGAAUUUAAGCGGUGGGCUACUGACAAGUGAAAUCGGCACAGGAUUCUAGAACUUGUUUACCUGGUGCUCACGAGAGUGCGGAGAAGUGCAAGAAACGGUCAAUUAUACUUCGCGGUUGUCUGCUCGAGGUUUACAUCACAGACUUGCCCUGGGUUGAGUACUUUGCGUUGUGGACGAUGGCAGACAGCUACAUUCUCACAGCUUUGAAUCCUCUCCUUUGCAGUUGGAAAAAGCCUUCCACCUGCUUUUCCGGCGCUAGUGUCACCCGGACACCCACCCAGAUUAGAUCUUCCAUACUUUUCACGACUGAGAACAGAAGAAUUUCCAGUCCAAUUACUACUCCUUUGCUCAAAAUUUGGGGCAACUUUUCCAGUUGCCGACACUGGUCCGUUCAAGGUCGCAAACCUUGCCAACAAGAAUUCGUCACGGCGAUUGCUGCCUCUUCAAGGGAGUCGGGUGCGUUCGGUGCAGAUGACAACGAGGGGUUCAAAUGGUCGGGAUAUAGCCCAAAAGAUGGAAAUGGUCUGUAUCCAUGGGAUCCCUCUUGGGAUUCAAUUACCCUGGACGAUUUACAGUGGGUUCAGGAAGAUGUUGUUACGUUGUUCACCUCCGAAGGUGUUGUGAGGAUCGGAGGUUCGCGGCUUACAGCACGUCGGGCUUCAGUGACUGAGAACAAGCAGUUGAGCAAGCUAAGGCGCUAUCGUGAGGAAGACUACAUGGAUCCGAAGCAGGGUUUGUGUCUCGGGGCUAUAUUUGAUAUUGCUGCGACAAAUGGGUUGGAUAUGAGUCGACGAUUUUGCGUCUUUGGUUUCUGCCGCUCCAUCGAAAUGUUAAGUGACGUCGUAGAAGACACUGUUCUAGAGCUUGGUGGCGAGGUGCUAGUUGCCGAGAAAGAGACAUCCGGAGGUCUGCAUGAAAAGCUUAUUAUGACUGUUGCAAUGCCUGCUCUGUGGGGAGUACCACCGACUGUUGACAAGCUAAAUUACGCCAUCAGGACUGGUGGAGGGAUCGUUGAGAAGACAUACAAGAAGUGGGAGUUUUUUUGAUGUACAUAUUUAACUCCAAAAGUCCUACAGUAGAUUGUUUUCUCAUGUAAUUGUAAAUUUGACUCACAUUUGUCAUGGUUGCAGUGUCUGCAACAAUGACUUGAGGCUGGAUAAGUGUAAGAUACCUAAAGUCCGGGCCUGUACUUUGAAACUUGGAUUGCUUAAUUGGCAAGCGUCUGUCAGUGUAAAUUUGUACAAGUUUGUAACUCAUAAAAACAUUGAUUAAAGCCUUCACAUUUUGAAGGCUUGAUAGAGAGGGGUUUGACACAUUCUUUCUAACAUUGAUUUUUAUUGUCAUCUGUUGUCAUUUCGUGGAUAGAGAAGGAAAUAAAGAAUUGG
Marchantia polymorpha subsp. ruderalis is the source of this 1708-nucleotide messenger RNA. The record is from the annotation of a GenBank genome assembly. Lineage: Eukaryota; Viridiplantae; Streptophyta; Marchantiopsida; Marchantiales; Marchantiaceae.